AUGAGACAUUCUUCGAGUCAAAUGUCACCAAAGGACAAGAGAACUGUGCGAGAUGAAGAGCGGACGAUUCAAGUUGCCAUAGCACCAGCGUACAAAGAUGAAACGUUAUCAUUUACAAAAGACACAGAUGGAGCAACUAAUCAAUGCGCAAGGCCGCAAAAAAAGCCAGUUCGUACCUUUCACUGUAGCGUAUGUAAUACGACCCUCAGAAGCAAAUCAGAUUACGAGGAUCACAUCACUCAGAAUCAUAAAAAGAAAUCUACCAAGAAGGACUCUCGCCACAGCAGUUUAAAAGCAAAAAUUAAGAACGAAACAAACAUAGAUUAUGGUCUUAUUACCAAAAACAAGAUGAUGAAUCCAGCAAAGAUAAUAGGUCAUAGCGGUUUGAUCUAUGCAGAGAAUAGGCUCAUCCGAGCUCGGUACAAGCAUCAUGUCUAUUUAUCAAGCAAUAGCCGUAAUAGUGAUAAAUUGGAAACAAUCAAAUUGCUCACAGAUGAUUCUCAAGCGACGGACAUACAUAACCAAGCUGUGGCCGAUACAAGUUGUCAGGCAGCAACGACGUCAGCAACAGGAGCAUUGGAUAGUGUGUCCAAUAACCACCGUACCAGCUGCAAAAUUACCUUGGAUCCAGAUAAAUUGCAUCGAUGCUCUGUUAGCACACGAUUCACAGCACCGCAUCACAAAAGAAGAAAACUCAACACAGCAUCCGACAUUGUUGACAUUGAAGCAGAAGAUCAAAAGAUGCAACGAGCACUUUCCGAGAGUUUGCAAGGUUCACAGGUCGAGGUUGAGAUUGAUCCUGUCGCUUCCAAUGUCUCAUCGUACCCUCAUCCCGUCAUAAACGAUCCCAACAAUUAUUGCCGGAUUUGUAAUGUAUCACAUUCCACGCAAGAGGCCUAUCAAAUCCAUUUACAGACAGAACAUCAUGUUGCAUUCCCGUCUUCAUCAGCCAAGAGAAAAGCACAAAAGCCACCAACUGUUACCCAUCCCGACAAGCUGUGCAAAUACAUGCCUAUUCAGAUCGCAUUUGACCCCAAGCCUUCUCCAACAACGACCAGAGGACAAAUGAAAGAUGCCAAUGUACAGCCUGAUUUAGAUGACCCCAACCAUUAUUGUAGAUCAUGCCAUAUUACAAAGCCAAGCAGGACAUCCUAUCUUACUCAUCUUUGUAUGAUACAUCAGACUACGAGUAGAAAGCAGAUGAACAGCAAAGCCUCAAAUGUGAAAACGAACAACUGA
Mucor velutinosus is the source of this 1239-nucleotide messenger RNA. RefSeq lists its product as uncharacterized. The transcript has 2 exons. The record is from RefSeq and is a predicted model, not a curated record. Lineage: Eukaryota; Fungi; Mucoromycota; Mucoromycetes; Mucorales; Mucoraceae. The coding region runs from base 1 to 1239 and encodes 412 amino acids.